AUAAUAGAAAUUAGGUCAGUCGACAUUUCUUCUUCCUCGUGCGUGCCGAUCUCUCUCGCUCUCUCCCUCUUCACAGGCAGCGCCCAGGGGCUCCUCAACAGCCCCUCAACGGCAAACUUCGCCCGGAGGAAGGUAUCCGAAAAGUCAGAUACUUGUGUCUGGAAUAGUCAACUAACGUAUCCACUGACUGCGAUACGUAUCCAAUGCGUAUCGGACCGUAUCCAAAGCGUAUCGUAUCCAAACUAGUAUCCGAUACGGAAUACGCCACUAAAUUACCAGAUAAGCGCAGGGUCUGCGAAAGUUCAUGUUGUUAUUAAUUGAAUUGUUAGCUGUUCAUAUUGGUUUCAAGAGUAAGGUGGCACUGAGAAGCUGUUGAUUGAAGGUUGGGGCGUUAGUCCAAUCCGGUCCUUAUAGUCUUCCUUAGUUGAUGAUAUUGUGCUGCUAGUUCCUGUUUCAGCAUGAACAACUCAUUUGGUGAUGAUUAUGAUGAAGCAACUGUUGCAGGAUUUGAAGUUUUAAGAUCACCUGAUGCAAGUUACGACAAUGUAUACCCUGGGAAUGAAGAUGAGGCACGGGAUCCGCCUCUUGUCCCUCCACAUCUGCAACAGACCUUACUUAGUUAUCCAGCAAGCGCAGACACUGCUGGAACUCUUCCGUUGCCACAGAAUGUGACCCUCAAUCAUCUUUACAUUGAGAACCGGGAGAGCCCACGAUCUGUAGUUGCACUUGGGUUCACUCAUCGCUUUCGUUCAAAAUUUGUUACAGUUGUGCUUUACAAACCAGUUCAAAGAAGGGGGACUACCAGCACUUAGAACUUGAAUAUUAGGAUACACCUAAAUUAGGUUUGGUAUAUCUAGUCCUUGUUAUGGUGCAAGGAGUGGAAUGGAUCCAAAUUCAAAACUAGUAGUGAAAGAUGCUUAUUUCCUCACAGAAACUUAUGAACUUAGGUUUGAUUUGUUAAAGUUCCUCAUUCUGCAGGGUAGAUUUGAUGGACUGUGGAGUUGUACAUUUAAACUUUAAAGUAUUCUUUCAACUGGGAUACAAAAUGGGCUGGCUGGUUAGGUUAUGAUCUCAUAUGAGAAUGAUUCAUAUGAAAUGCAUGGAAGCAUGUGCAUGCAUUUGUGAAUAUAAAAUUCCUGCUUUAUACAGAUGAGGAAGCCCUGUCCUUGUAUGACUUAGCGUGCAAAUAUGCAUCGAACAUGCGCUCAAUUCUUUAUUUCUUUCCAUGGUGUACUUGUAUCCCAAGCAUAUAAUUUAAUUGAUUAUUUUGUUCUCCAA
Prunus persica (peach) is the source of this 1278-nucleotide messenger RNA. Its product is annotated as SNF1-related protein kinase regulatory subunit beta-3. The transcript is spliced from 4 exons. The record is from RefSeq and is a predicted model, not a curated record. Gene Ontology annotation, molecular function: protein binding. NCBI's taxonomy places the organism in Eukaryota, Viridiplantae, Streptophyta, Magnoliopsida, Rosales, Rosaceae. The coding region runs from base 459 to 812 and encodes 117 amino acids.